Messenger RNA from Echinococcus granulosus, 420 nucleotides. RefSeq lists its product as hypothetical. The coding region runs from base 1 to 420 and encodes 139 amino acids. Gene Ontology annotation, molecular function: translation release factor activity. Gene Ontology annotation, biological process: translational termination. Gene Ontology annotation, cellular component: mitochondrion. NCBI's taxonomy places the organism in Eukaryota, Metazoa, Platyhelminthes, Cestoda, Cyclophyllidea, Taeniidae. The record is from RefSeq and is a predicted model, not a curated record. The transcript is spliced from 3 exons.
AUGGAAAUCAAGAAUUUUGGAUGUAAAGUCGAUGGCCAUGCACGACGUUGUAGUAAUAAGGAGACUUCGUCCAUCGUAUUGAACGAUUUGGACUUGGAGGAGACUUUUAUUCAUGGCUGGGGUCCCGGCGGCCAAGCCAUCAACAAGACUGCCAAUUGUGUUCGUCUCAAACACCUUCCUACGGGCAUCUACGUCAAGUGUCAGGAUAGUAGGGAUCUACAGGUGAAUCGACUGAUCGCCCGAAGGAGGCUAAAGGAGCGGCUGGACGAGAUUCUUAAUGGUGAGAGCAGUGCAAGCGCGGUACGGCGCAGGGAGGCGCAGGCAAGGGAGAAUAACCGAUUCUCUCGAGCGAAAAGGCGGCUGGAGAUGAAGGCGGCGUUUAAAACCAAGUGCCUUGAAGGUGGCAAGUCGUCGGACUAG